Rotaria sordida is the source of this 546-nucleotide messenger RNA. Lineage: Eukaryota; Metazoa; Rotifera; Eurotatoria; Philodinida; Philodinidae. The record is from the annotation of a GenBank genome assembly.
AUGUCACAUAAUCAAUUAGUUCUCUUAGAUGCUAUUGAAAAAGGGCACACUUCAAUCGUACUUAAACUUCUACGAAAUCAUGUUGAUUUAAAUAUUAAAGAUAUUUAUGGCAGAACACCAUUAAUGAUUGCAGCUAAAAAUGGUCGAAAUGAUAUUGUCAAAAUUUUAUUAGAACAUAUAGAAACAAACAAUAUUGAAGUUGAUCAAGGUGGAAAGACAGCAUUACAUUAUGCAGCUGAAAAUUUAGAAUUAUCUGUAGUAAAAAUUCUGUCUAAACAUCAAGCAGCAUCUUUAAUCAUGACAACAACACAAACAAAACUUCUACCACUUGAUUAUGUUCUUGAUAAAGAUGAUAUUUAUCCAUCAUUGAAUAAAUAUACUCAAGGUGGGCAAGUGAGUGCUGGUGAAACGGAUAAUGAUGAUGAUAAUGUGCCAAAAGCUGGAAUUUAUACAAAAACGAAAAAGAAAGGUGGUGGUAAGAAGAAGAAAGGCGGCAAAAAAUCCGAUUCAAAAAAGAAAAAGAAAGGUGGAAAAAAGAAAAAAUAA